Molecule: messenger RNA, 1546 nt
Organism: Sitodiplosis mosellana (orange wheat blossom midge)
Lineage: Eukaryota; Metazoa; Arthropoda; Insecta; Diptera; Cecidomyiidae
Exons: 2
Source: RefSeq, a predicted model, not a curated record
AUGGCACUGGAUGCAAUAAAGCUUAAAGUACAAGAAUGUGGAGAUCAAAACAAAAAGCUACACUUAUGCAUGAUUCAUGAUGAAAUUUCAAUUAAGCAGCAUAUAUCCUGGAGUGAGAAUGAAAAUAAGUUUAAGGGAUUCUGCACAAUAGCAAAUGCAAGUGAUGAAGGAAAAAGACUUUCAGUAGCUAAAGAUGCUUUGGUGUAUAUGGCCGUAGGGCCUGAUUUUCGAAUAGCGGUUGCUUAUUUCCUGCUAAAUGGUCUUCAAGGUGUUGACAGAGCUGCUUUGAGUGAAGAAGUGAUAAGAGCAGUUGAAAAUACUGGAGCUAUUGUCCCUUCAUUGACUGGAGAUGGUUUGCCGGCAAACAUCACAUCUUAUGAAUUGCUUGGUGCGGACUUUAAGUCCGAUAAACCAUAUUUCCCCAGCCCAAAUGAUUCAGACAGGAAAAUCUACAUAAUCCACGAUCCACCUCAUAUGCUAAAGAUUAUUCGCAAAGAUUUUUCAACCCGCAAACUGUAUCACAAAGAUGAACUGUUGAAUUGGAAUCUAUUGGCAGCGAAACAAGAUGCUGACAAUUUUGGUUUGGGGAAUAAGCUGACACAACGUCGGCAUAUUAACUGGAAAAUAUCACCAAUGACUGUUCGAUAUGCGGCUGAAACUAUGAGCAAUGGUGUUGCUGAUGUAUUGGAACAGCUAUGUGAAGAUAAAUAUGCAGGUUUUGAAAAGUGUGAAUCUACCGUUAAAUUAAUUCGACUGAGUAAUAAUAUAUUUGAUGUAUUAAACUAUGGCGAAGGGAAAAGAACGAACAAUCAAUUCAAACAACCCAUCUGUCAAUCAACUUUGCCCGCUAUUCUCGAAUUAUUCGAAGAGUUCAGAAAAUUUGUGGAUGAAUUAUCAGUCGAAAUAGUGAAAAAAAAUGGAACAUCGAUGAAAAGAAGCAUAAAAAGCAAGUUUGUAGGCUUCUUUGGCUUCUUGCAGAAUAUGAUUAGUCUCAUUGGUAUUUACAGUGAUUACAUGACGACGCCUGACUCACCUGAUAAAUUCUUCACGUUCCAAUUUAGUCAGGACAAUUUAGAGACAUAUUUUUCAUUGAUAAGAAGUAGCCUUGGAGCCAAUUCGAACCCAAAUGCGCAGCAAUUCAUGGCCGCGUAUCGGAAAUUAUUGAUUUGUAUGCCCCACAUGUCUUCGAAACACACCAACUGUAAUUACUUCGAAGUUUCGGAGAUACUAACGGUUCCUUCCACUCAAACGCCGAACAUGCCAUCACACAUUGAAAUCAUCAGCGUAAAAGAAAUUGAGAUAGACACAGAUUAUCAAACGAUGAUAACAGCAGAAAUGGAUCCAUAUGAGGAACACAUGUGCGCGUAUGUGUCAUCAUUAGUUGAAGCAAAUGUAUUACGAAAAAUUAAAGCGCAAUCGGUGUCCGCUUGCCAGGAUUGUGAGCUGUUGGCACAGCCUUGUUGCAGCACACGCAAUAUAAUUGUGAUUUGUGAAGCUGUUUUCAAAAUUCUUCAAGACAAAGAACACAUUGACUACAAGGUUAUCA